AUGUCAUCGGGUGGUGUAAAAUCAAAUGGUGCACAUAAAAGAAAGGUUGAAAAUAUGGAAGAAUUCUCUGGACAAAUAACGGAGAGAACAAAGCGACCUUCUUUGGCAGGACCAUCAUUUGCUAGUUCUUCUUCAAGUUUUGCUGCUGCUUCUUCUUCUUCUUUUUUAAGUACGAAGGGUAAAGAAAGAGCCUUCAUGUCAAUUGUACCCAUCAUAUAUCCUAGUAGAAAAAAAGUGAAGGUUAAUGAACUUGAAGAUCAAUUAGACCCAUUUGUCGCACUUGUUCAACAAGCAAGAGAAACAGAUAAAAUACUUCUUGAAAUUAUGGAAGAUCUUUAUGAUGUUGUCGAUCUACCAAGGUUGAGUCCAAAUAAACUUCAAGAUAGUUUCCAUUUUGUGAAUGGUAAAUUAUCUUUAAUACGUAGAAAUCAUCAUGAUCAAAUCUAUAAUGCUAUAAUGAAAGCACUCAAUGAAGAAAAUAGUUCUAGAGGUCUACAUAUUUAUGGUCCUUCUGGUUUGGGAAAGUCGUACAGCUUGUAUUAUCUUGUUUCAGAACUUCGUUUACAACAUGAUUAUAGAGUAACGUAUAUUAAUAAUUGUGAAGAGUGGUGGUCAUCUCAUCAAAUUGAACCUUAUCAAUACCUAUUAAACGAAUUUUUAUGUACUUUCAACAAAGAUGAAUUAACCCCGCUUACCAUAACUGAUUGGGUUGAACUUGUGAUGUAUGGAUUAACAAAUAACGUACGUAACAAGUUGUGUGAUAAAAGUUUAUUACAUAAUUCCAGGGUUAAUAGAAUCAUUGAACAUCUUAAACAACCCGAGACAAAUACUAGGAAAGAACGAUUUCAUUUAUGUCUCAAGGAAUUGGUAAACUUUGUUAAAAAUGAUUAUUACUGGAUCUGGGUCUUUGAUCAAUGUAAUUCCUUGUACAAAUACGAGGUUCUUAAUGAAUAUCCAUUCGUAUUGGUAAAUGGUCUUUCUGGAAUUCUAAAGAAUGAUGGUCUUAUUAUCGUUUCAGAAACUUCUAACAAUGAUGUAUGCCUGUUUAAAUCAUGGGAUAAGUUGGGUCUAUUCGACGGUUAUGAUGACGAUGAGUUCAAUCAAUGGUGCAAAUUGCGUGGUUAUAACGAUAUGGCACAGUUGGAUUAUGUGAAAUAUUGGACGGGCGCCUAUCCUUCAGAAUUAGACAAGUGGCAUGAAACACCAGCAGGAAAUUUGCAGGAAAAAACUGAAAAUUAUUUGGGAUUACGAGAAAGUGAAAUAAAAAGAGAUUAUCAAAUUUAUCGAGAUAAUUUAUCAUAUGAGAGAGUAGAAAAUUUAAAUGCAUGUGUUGUUUCCAUGAUUCUCCAAAUUGAACCCCCUGCCAGUAAAAUAUAUGAUAUGGAUCACCGAUUUAUGCGUGUUGGUUCUGUUUCAUUUCUGGAUGAAAAUGAAGAAUUUGAAACUGAAACAGUUCUUGCUAUCCACCCUUGCGCUAGAUUAACCAUCGCUCGUGCUCAUGGUCAAAUUGAUGAUCUAAUUGAUGAUGCUGCAUCAAAGGCUCUACAAAAUGUUGAAUACACAAUUUAUGCUUUGGAAAGGAUUUCUGCAUCGUAUAUUACAACAUUAUUAGAUACUGUGAGAACAUUUGAAUUCACAUGUUGGCAAUUUGGAAUUCCAAGUUUAAAUAUAUUUGAUAAAAAUGUUAAUUUUGAUGAAGUCAUUAGGAUUGUUGAUAAUGACAUAUUUUCUAUCAAAGAUUUUAAUGAGUACAAUAAUGUUCUCUUUAUUCCAGAAUAUACCAAAUACCCUGGUAUGGAUUUUCUUAUCUGGGAUUGUGAGGAUAAAAUAUUACUAGUAUUUCAAAUUGCUAUGGAUAAGAUCGAUGAAAGAAAAGUUAUGAAUUAUUUUGACAAGGAAGGUUGGGCAAAUUUGUGUGAUAUAGAUGAAUCUAAAAUUUAUUUUAAUUGGAUUGCUUUUGAUAAUGUUAUUGAUAAGGUUACUGAAACGUCGAUGUUGUCGUCCAAUAAUAAGUUACACGUAUCAUUUUCAAGUAUUGAUGAUCAAUUUCCAGCUUUUAAAAGUAUAUCUGGAUAUGAUAUGAUAGUAGAUAAUUAA
Rhizophagus irregularis DAOM 181602=DAOM 197198 is the source of this 2097-nucleotide messenger RNA. RefSeq lists its product as uncharacterized. Lineage: Eukaryota; Fungi; Glomeromycota; Glomeromycetes; Glomerales; Glomeraceae. The record is from RefSeq and is a predicted model, not a curated record.